Molecule: messenger RNA, 2648 nt
Organism: Mycetomoellerius zeteki
Lineage: Eukaryota; Metazoa; Arthropoda; Insecta; Hymenoptera; Formicidae
Gene: CrebB
Product: Cyclic-AMP response element binding protein B
Exons: 13
Coding region: 297-2153 (618 amino acids)
Biological process (GO): regulation of transcription by RNA polymerase II; endosome transport via multivesicular body sorting pathway
Cellular component (GO): vesicle membrane; transcription regulator complex; nucleus
Molecular function (GO): phosphatidylserine binding; protein binding; calcium ion binding
Source: RefSeq, a predicted model, not a curated record
UAUAGAUAUUAAUUGUUUUCAUUGUAGUCUUAUCGAUCUCGUAUAUGGCAUCAAUUCGACGGCUCACUCGCCAUCUUUUGGCUUGCCACAGGAUGCGUUCUCCACGUCAUUAUUCGAUGCUACGUCGACAACCCCACCAGUACUGACCAGCACACAGUCUCUCUCUUUCCUCAAUGCUGUCCUUAAUAUUGCCGCUGUCAGAACGUUCCCAUCCAGUCAGCGAAACAUUCACAUUCGUGUAGAUCGUGACGAAGAAUUCCGAAAGCCAGUGUUCUGCGCAAAUUAUAAUCAGCAAGAUGGCAGCUAGUCAGUAUUAUCACAUACAGUGCACGCCCACCGUGUAUCCGGCUGAUCCUUUCGAUGCCGAGGAAGAUGCCAGUCUAUUACGAUCUGCGAUGAAGGGUUUCGGGACUGAUGAGCAGGCCAUAUUGGACGUCUUGUCUCAUCGCGGCAUCGUACAGCGACUAGAAAUUGCCGACAAAUUUAAGACAAUGUACGGCAAGGACCUCAUUUCCGAGUUGAAGUCAGAGUUGUCCGGAAACUUCGAGAAAGCCAUCCUUGCUCUAAUGACGCCUCUUCCCGAAUAUUACGCUAAGGAAUUGCACGAUGCUAUUUCCGGCAUGGGCACCGACGAGGGUGCACUCAUCGAGGUCCUUGCAUCCCUGAGCAACUACGGCAUCAAGACGAUAUCGGCUGUUUACAAGGACCUGUACGACCAAGAGCUGGAAGAUGAUCUCAAGAGCGAUACCUCCGGUUAUUUCAAGAGGCUUUUGGUAUCGUUGUCUUGUGCCAGUAGAGAUGAGAAUCCAGACGUCGAUGAGGAGGCCGCACGUCAGGAUGCCGAAAGGCUUCAUACCGCGGGUGAGGGACAAUGGGGCACCGACGAAAGCACUUUCAAUGCAAUUCUCAUUACUAAGAGUUUUCCACAAUUGCGACGGAUCUUCAAAGAAUAUGAGCACCUCACCGGAGACACCUUGAAACAUGCUAUCAAGCGAGAAUUCUCUGGUUCUGUUGAAGACGGAUACUUAGCUGUGGUGAAAUGCGCCUCCGAUAAGACUGCUUAUUUCGCGGAAAGAUUGUACAAAGCUAUGCGCGGAAUGGGCACGAACGAUUCGACAUUGAUACGCAUCAUUGUGACACGAUCAGAGAUUGAUCUGGGCGACAUUAAGGAUGCCUAUGAGAGACUUUACGGAAAAUCUCUUGCGGAAGCUAUCGACAGCUCGCGAGGUAGUCGGGCUAUGGAAAGUAUGGUCGAGGAAAAUGGAUCAACCGUCGAUCCGUUGUCUGUGCAGGGCUCCCAGAGCGACGCAGCACCAGCAAUCGCAACCUCGGUACAAUCUAUCGAUAGAACGCAUCAGCAGCAAACUCAUCACCUGGUAGCUUCUACCAGCAUUGUGCAACUGACGCUACCCUCGUCAGGAACAACACAGGUGCAAUCGGUCAUACAACCCAAUCAACAGUCCGUGAUACAGACCGCCACAAACAUACAACCCGUCGCAAUCUCCAAAGGAAACGUUAUUCUGGUUAGCAAACCCAACUCCGUUAUACAAACUGCACAAGGCAGUUUACAGACGCUUCAAGUGGUGGAAACUGGUAGUGACGAUAGUUUCUCAGACGAGGAUUCACCCAAGAAGAGAAAUAUUCUAACCAGACGACCGUCUUACAGAAAGAUUCUUAACGAUUUAGGCGGAGGAGAAAUUACAGACGGUCGUUUGCCCCCCUUAGAAUCAUCCUCCGAGUGUGAUUCUAACGUGGACAGUGAAGUGUCUUCCCAUUCGCUCCAUUAUCAAACAGUAAUUCCUGCCGGUACUAUUCAAAUUGCGACCCAAGGGGAGGGAGUUCCGGGGCUUCACACGUUAACUAUGAGCAAUGCGGCAACAGCGGGUGGAGCUAUAGUGCAGUAUGCACAGGGCCAGGACACUCAAUUUUUUGUCCCAGCUUAUACAGGUCACGGAGUAGUAGUGGAGGAUGCAGCACGAAAGAGAGAGUUAAGGUUGCUUAAGAACAGAGAGGCGGCACGUGAAUGUAGAAGAAAGAAGAAGGAAUAUAUAAAGUGCUUAGAAAAUCGUGUUGCGGUGCUGGAGAAUAGAAAUCAGACACUAAUCGACGAAUUGAAAUCGUUAAAAGAAUUAUAUCAGCAGAAAACCGACUGAGAUUGGUGUUUAAAACCUGCGCGACAGUGUAUCAAAACUAUUAUCCAGUCGAUGAACCUGUACAUGUCUUGUUUGUGUACAUUAUCCUAAAUGUUGCUAGGGGUAAGUGAUGGUGAUGUACAUGCAUUCUUAUAGAUAUUUCUCUGUAACAUACUGUAUUUAAGUACGAAUACGAAGGCUUGUGAAACUUGCUGUUACUAAAGCGGGAAGCCAAAGUUAUAUGAGACACGGAGGCAGCAAACACGUAGGCAAUAUUUCAUAUAUCAGUCUCUAUUUUGGAUAAACACAGCGCGUGAUUCACUUAGAAUCUGCGCACUCGAAAUUUCGACCUUACAGACUGGAACGGUUAGAUCGCAUUAAUAACAUAACUGGCAAAUGAUAUUCGUGUUUGUUUAGCAUCACUGUCUACCGACCGUUUGUACUAGAUGAAGGCGUGUCUUGCUUCAUUAUGACACGCUGCAGUUUAUUUCUUUAAUAUAUACAUAUAGAAAAAAA